Messenger RNA from Trichomonas vaginalis G3, 381 nucleotides. RefSeq lists its product as uncharacterized. The transcript has a single exon. NCBI's taxonomy places the organism in Eukaryota, Parabasalia, Trichomonadida, Trichomonadidae. The coding region runs from base 1 to 381 and encodes 126 amino acids. The record is from RefSeq and is a predicted model, not a curated record.
AUGGAUAAUUUGAAAUUUCAAUUAUUAUAUCCGGUUGGUUGCUUCAAACCACGUGAAGAAGUUGACAACAAGCCGCAACAGACUCCCGAGGGUUCCGAUGAUGAAAAUAAUGACAACUAUGAUCAGAAUCAUAAUUCUCAGUAUAAAGUUGAUGAAAACUUGGAUUCAGACAAAUUAAAUGAAGAAAAUGAACUUAUAGAGAACUAUGUUCAAUUUGAAUUCCCUCCUGUUGAGUAUUCCUCUGUAAAUUCGACCAAAUCUUUUACGAAGAAGAGUAACAUCAGAAAGCGCCCUGCCACUUAUGUGCCAUUUUUGAUAUUGGUCAUUGCAAUGUUCUCCUAUUUCGUUUGGUUUGCUUAUUUUCAAUAUGCAAAGUAUUAA